Python bivittatus (Burmese python) is the source of this 1055-nucleotide messenger RNA. RefSeq names its product phospholipase A2 inhibitor and Ly6/PLAUR domain-containing protein-like. The record is from RefSeq and is a predicted model, not a curated record. Lineage: Eukaryota; Metazoa; Chordata; Lepidosauria; Squamata; Pythonidae.
UCCUCUGUGAACCCAUCAUUCACCUCUUGCAUUCCACCCUGUCUAGCUAAUUCUUCAAAUAUAUUUCCCCAGAUACCAAGAUGUGCAAGAGUUGGCUUCAGGAAAAGCAGUUGAGUAGUUCCACAAACAUGAUGGCUGCUGAAAUUGUUGUCUUCUGUCUCUUCUCUUCAAUCUUCUCAACAGUGGCAUCUCUGAAGUGCCAAACAUGUCUUGUCUUUGGAAAAGAAUGUACAGAAGAGGAUGUGAAGAUGGUGGAGUGCAAAAAUGAAGAAAAAAUGUGCUCUUCUAUGAUUACAAAUAAUACUUUAACCAAUAUUUCCAUCAGUUUAAUGAUCAAGAGAUGCUCAAAGCCUGAGGAAUGUUAUGAAGGCUUCUACAGCUCAACAACAGUAGAUGGCAGACAUGAACUGAGCAAUGGUCACUGUUGCCAGACUGAUGGCUGUAAUGCAGACUCUCUUCACUUGCCAAAUUAUGAUGAGUUUCAACCAAAUGGGUUACAGUGCCUAGGCUGCUACGCGCAAGAUGCGGAUUCUUGUGAAGGCCAUCAGUCUGUGAUCUGCCUCGACAAACAGGAUCAGUGUGUCAACACGGCUUUUAGUGUCCAGGCAUUUGGAAAUCACACCGACAAGUACAGUUACCAAGGAUGUACAACAAAGAAUGCAUGUUCCUACCCUAUAGGAAUGUCUGAGCUAGCCGGUGGGCUAUUUCAUUUCAAUGUCACCACACUGGAAUGCAGAAAUGCAUCUUCUCAUGAUCCUGAUCUUAUAUUAGUUAGGAAAGAAGAACCUUCUCCAUAUUUACUGGAAGAUUUGUCAAAAUGAGGAGAUUGGAGAUUUAAUGGUAAGAUAAGUGAAGGUUGCGAUUAAAGAUUUUUAAUUUUUGUUUAAAAAAUUUGAUUUUUGAAUUUCUUCUCUGAGGUUGGUGGUGGAUAACUGGGUAAUUGGGGGAAAGAGUAAAUAUUAUGCUCUGAGACUGUAGCUCAAGAAAAUGUUGUAUGUUUUCAAUCUUUAAAGAUCACAGAAUUGUGGUGAAAAUAAAUUGAUAUGGCAAAGGAA